CUUCGCAAUAUCGGCCUCCAUGUCCCCCAACAACAAAUAUUCUAUGGGCAUGUAACAUAGCUACUGUGGUGGCAGAACUGCCAAAUAAACAAGAUGUGUAUGUACAUACAGCUUCUGGGCCAGCCUUCCAGGCAGCUAACUAGUUUAUUAUAGCAAAAAUCGAUAAGUUGUCCAUCCUUGGGGUGAGAUCUUUCGACAACAUACGCAGCGAGACGAUACAGUUCCACACGCCAUUAACGCUCAUCGUGGGGUACAAUGGCUCAGGAAAGACGACAAUUAUUGAGUGUCUCAAGUACGCUACAACGGGACAACUACCUCCGAACAGCAAAGGCGGAGCUUUCAUUCACGACCCCAAGCUCUGUGGUGAGAAGGAGGUUCUUGCACAAGUCAAAUUAUCCUUCAAGGGCACACAAGGCGCCAGGCUGGUCGUCACUCGAAGUUUACAACUCACGGUCAAGAAGACGACGAGAUCACAGAAAACCUUGGAGGGCCAGCUGUUGAUGAUUAAGGAUGGCGAGCGAACUACGAUAUCUUCUCGGGUUGCGGAGUUGGACCAGAUUAUGCCCCAGUAUUUGGGAGUAUCUGAGGCCAUUCUGGAUUCCGUGAUAUUCUGUCACCAAGACGAGUCAUUAUGGCCCAUGAGCGAGCCUUCGGUGCUCAAGAGGAAGUUCGACGAGAUUUUCGAAGCUCUGAAGUACACCAAAGCGAUAGAGAAUAUAAAGACCGUCAGAAAGAACCAAGGCAUCGCGUUGGCAAAGCACAAGAUGUUCGAGGAUCAGUACAAGACGGAGAAGGACAGAGGUGAAAGGGCAGAGAAAAAGUCCAUUCAGCUUCAAGAUGAAAUCGAGAAGUUACGCACUGAAAGCGAGCACCUUACGAGAGACAUGCAAGUUGCACUGGACAGCGCAAGGGAGAACACCAAGCAAGCUCAGGAGUUCCAAGGCAUUGUUAACGAAUUGAAAAACAAGCGUUAUCAAGCUGAACGUCGCCGCGAGGACGUUGAUGACUUGAAAGACAACCUCACAGAGCUCCAAGAGUCAGAUCAGAAACUUGAGGACAUGCUUGCACGGUCCGAAGAUACCAUGGAAACGAACAGAGCCGAAGAGCAAAGCUACCAGGAAAGUUAUGCUGAGCUUCGGAAGGAGCUUGGACUCUGCAGACAGAAACAGGCUGGGAGACUUGCCGAACAAGGGCAGUACAAGGCAGAAAAGGAGAACUAUGACCGUCAGAUUACGGAUCGUGAGAAACUGGUAAAAGAAGCUGCACGAAAACAUCAGGUCCGAGGAUACGAAGGAGAUAUCGAUGAUGGUCUAAUAAACAGCUUUAUUGACCGGAUGGGAAAGCUUGCCAAGGAUAAAAGUCGAGAGCUAGAACGCAUCCAACAAUCCUUGGAAGAUGACCUUCGUGAGGCGCAAUCAAUUUUGACUAGUUUACAGAGUCGUCGCUCAGCAUGCACGCAAGAUAAAGUUAAUGCCAGGCAAUUGGUCACCGACAACAAUAAACGCAUUGUCAGCAUGCAAGACAGUAUCGGAAACAUCCAAAUUGAUGAAGGAGAAAAGGCUAAAUUAGAAUCAACCCUUAGCGAACUCCGAGAGAAGCUAAACAAGUCCACCAACGACGCAGAGCAAUCUGGGUGGGAUAAGCUUCUUCAGUCGGAGAACUCGAAGCUUCGAGAUUUAGAAGUUGAGAGAUCGAGGUUGAAUGACCAACUCGUGCAGUCUAGCCGUAUGGCAGAAGACCGUGCCCAGCUCGACUACUAUAGAAAGGAGCUCAAGGACCGCCAGCGAAGCCUUGACACCAUGAAAGCCACAUAUGGGGACAAGCUGUCCUCUAUUGUUGGUGACGAUUGGAAGGCCACUACUUUGGCCGCGGACUUCCAGGAUGCACUGGACCAGAAGACCUCCGCCACACAAGAAGCACAGAUCCAGCGUGAUGUUACUGUCCAGGAAAUGCAACAAGUGGAAUUUAAGCUACUGACUGCCCGAGACUCCCGGAAGCGAAAGCUCGAGGAAAUGAAGUCUUGUGAAAAGGCUGUGCUUAACUCAAUUCUGAGUCCCGAGGGCCAGGCUUUGCCAACCAUAGAAGACUAUCUACCAGAGCUUUCAAAGCUGGAGAGUGAUCGUGAUCUCAUCAAGUCGGAUAUCGAUAACUUCACUCACUUGAACAAGUUCUGGUCUGGGUGCAUAGAGACCGCCGAGCGGGAAAAUCAAUGCCAUCUUUGCGAUCGGAAGUUCCAGCCAGGAGAAAAGUCUGCGACCAUAUCAAAGCUAAGAAGCAAGCUCGCCAAAGAUGCGAGAGAGACUCUGACGGUGGAAUUAAAAGAGAUGGAGGAUAUGUGCGGUGAUGCCCAGGCUGUUCGCUCGCAGUAUGAGACGCACGUACGGCUUAGUACAGCGGAACUUCCAGCCCUCGAGAAAGAUAUCAAAAAGCUUGACGAUCAACGCAGCACUCUGAUUAAGCGCCUGGAGGGACAAGAUAACUCCGUGCGUGAGGAGGAGUCCGCAAAACUAGACAUUGAAUCUCUUGCCAAGUCGGUCAGCACCAUUGUCAGAUACGUGACAGAUAUCACUGGGUUCGAGGAACAAAUUGCUUCGAUUGCAUCACAACAGAAGUUGUCAGGCAGCCAUCUCAGCGUCAAUGAUAUCCAAAGCCAACAGGAAAUAUGCAACAAGAAGUCCGACGAGCUUAAAUCACAAAUUGCCAAGCUUGUGAAGGAGAAGGACGAAUCCCGAUCUCGUAUCAACUUGCUAGAGCUCGACCUGCGUGAUGCGGGAAGUAAAAUGGUCGAGGCCAAUCACCAGAUGCAGAGGAAAGAAGAACUAUUACAGCGAAUACAGGAGAUGAAAGAAGUCAAUGCUGGACAACAGGAAGCAAUAAAUCGAGCUGAUAGCAGUCUCAAAUCACUCGAACCAGAAAUAAAGAAUGCCGAAGCUAAGCUCACGAAUAUUCGGAAUGAGGGAAAAACCAAAGAAAAGGCUGUCGGAGACGAAUCCUUCAAGAUAUCCGAAACAGUGAACAAGCUCAGACUUGCAGACAAGGCCAUACGAGACUACAUUGAUGAUGAUGGCCCAGGCAAGCUGAAAGCAUGCGAGCAGUCGAUUAUUGACCUGGAACGGGAAAUAUCGCGGAUUGACGCUGAGAUAUCAGAUGUUACCGAGAAAGCCAACGCCAUAAAAGAGCAGAUCGACAACAGUGAAAGGAUCAAGAGAAAUAUAUCGGACAACAUCAAAUACCGCAAGUUCAAGCGGGCUCUGGAUGUAUUGAAUGCCGAGAUUGUGGAACUUGAGUUGCGGAAUGCCAAUGAAGAUCUCUUACGACUCAGCCGUGAGGCAGAAAAGCAGAACAUGAGGCAUCAAAAACUGUUGGCAAACCGUGGUCCAAUUCUCGGUGCCAUGAGAGCAAAGGAUGAUGAACUGCGUGGCAUUCUUCUUGAUUGGGAGACUGAGUAUAAGGAUGCAGCCAAGAAUUAUCGAGAGUCUCACAUUAAGGUCGAGAUCACCAAGGCAGCUAUCGAGGAUCUGGCUCGCUAUGGAACUGCUUUGGACCAGGCGAUUAUGAAGUACCACAGCCUGAAGAUGGAGGAGAUCAACCGCAUCGCCGGAGAGCUCUGGCAAAGUACAUAUCAGGGUACUGAUGUCGACACAAUUCUCAUCCGCUCUGACGCAGAGAAUGCAGCUGGAAGGAGUAAUUAUAACUAUCGAGUCUGCAUGGUGAAGCAGGAUGCCGAAAUGGACAUGAGAGGCCGAUGUAGCGCUGGGCAGCGAGUAUUGGCCAGUAUCAUUAUUCGGCUUGCCCUCGCAGAAUGUUUCGGCGUCAAUUGCGGGCUCAUAGCAUUGGAUGAGCCUACCACUAACCUGGACCGCGACAAUAUUCGUAGUCUUGCAGAGUCUCUCCACGGUAUCAUCCGAACUCGACAGGCACAGUCCAACUUCCAGCUCAUUGUCAUUACUCACGAUGAAGAAUUCUUGCGAUAUAUGAAGUGUGCUGAUUUUUGCGAUCACUACUAUCGUAUUAGUAGGGACGAUAAGCAGAAGAGCAUCAUUGAGAGGCAAACAAUCACCGAGGUCAUAUAGAAAUUGGCCAGCAGUUAUAUUGCUAUCUUAGAGGAGCGUCAUAAUAAUAAGCU
This is a messenger RNA of Pseudogymnoascus destructans, 4126 nucleotides long. RefSeq names its product DNA repair protein (gene RAD50). Gene Ontology annotation, cellular component: condensed nuclear chromosome; Mre11 complex. The transcript is spliced from 4 exons. Gene Ontology annotation, molecular function: double-stranded telomeric DNA binding; single-stranded telomeric DNA binding; G-quadruplex DNA binding. Gene Ontology annotation, biological process: telomere maintenance via telomerase; double-strand break repair; telomere maintenance via recombination. Lineage: Eukaryota; Fungi; Ascomycota; Leotiomycetes; Thelebolales; Thelebolaceae. The coding region runs from base 501 to 4073 and encodes 1190 amino acids. The record is from RefSeq and is a predicted model, not a curated record.